Closterium sp. NIES-65 is the source of this 2643-nucleotide messenger RNA. NCBI's taxonomy places the organism in Eukaryota, Viridiplantae, Streptophyta, Zygnematophyceae, Desmidiales, Closteriaceae. The record is from the annotation of a GenBank genome assembly.
AUGGGUUCUCCUGGUAGUUCCGUUGCUGCCCUUGCAAGUAGUAACAGUCAGACCGGGACCGCAGCGCGCCAACAGCUGAUGCACCACCUUCACGAGUUGCGCGCGCUUCUGGCAGAAGUGCCUUGCGACGCCGCGGCGGCGCCGGCCGCGCAUUGCGGCGCCGACCGCGCCGCCGCCAGCCCAGAUCUGGUGGCAGCGGGCGAUGCGCCGCGAACUCCGCAGCCCGCGGGGGAGCAAGCGACGGCGGAGUAUCAAGACGGGCCGCGGCAGCGACGCGAGAAGGAUGAUCAAGUUGAUCAUCAAGCCGCUGGUGAUGCGUUGACGGAGGAGCAGCAGCGGCAGCGCGGACUGGAGCUGCUCGGCGCGCUGCUGCCGAUGCUGGCGACGGCAUCCAAAUCUGCCGCUGCGAACCUGGUGCGACUCGGACUGGGAGGAUCAAGCACGGGCGGCUCGGCCACCGCCGCCGCCGCCGACGCCACUGCUGCCGCUGGCGCCGCUACUGCGAAUGCUACUAGCGCGGGUGCUGAGAUUGAUGUGAAACCAGAACCCGCGUCGCCUCCUCUCUCAACCUCACUGUUCGACGACGUGCAAGAGCACAUGCCUUUUAAUGGCAGCUACGACGACGGUCAAUCUCACAGGUCCGCCUCCCCCGAGCACACCUCCCCUCGAGCUGAGGCGGAGCUUGCCACCGACGAGCAGCGCCCUCCACCGAUCUCAACCGUGAGAAACGCGCCAGAAACGCUUUGCCAAAGCACAGCCCUGCCGCAGCUAUCCCCGAUAGAGAUGUUCGCGUUUGGAGGAGACAGCUCCAUGCCAUGGUGCUUUCAGCAGUACGGCAGCAGCAGCACCGGCGGCGAGGGUGUUAGUGGCGGUGCAGCGGCACAGGAUUUGAUGCAGUUUUUGCCGGUGCGAGGGUUGAGUGUAGAGGUGUCGGAGCAAGGGGACUUCCUGGAACAGCAGCAGCAGCAGCAGCAGCAGCAGCAGCAGCUGAUGGCUGGACCUUCUUCCUCUCCGGACUAUUACCCUGCCCAUCCUGCUGCCUCUCCCACUGCCCAUCCUCAGCGCAGCCUGCCUCUAAAGCUUCGCCCAUUGACGCUACCAGAGUCCUCCUGCUGGCCAGGAGACGAGGAGAGAGACACAGAGGCAGAGCAGAGGGACAACGAGCAGCCGGCGUAUACCCCAGGCCCUGCCUCUCCCUACUCACCUUGCGCCUCUGCUCAACACUCAGCGGAUGCGAAACCGUUCCUUCCUUUCUCGGAAUACGCACUUCAGGAUGUGUCCGCUGCACCUUCUCCCUCGCUUCCCGCUGUUCGAGCUGUAGUGUCGGUGCCGCUGCCGCUCGGCCCAGGGCCAAGGAGAGCGCAGUUAACUCCUCCCACUCGAUCGCCGUCCCCGUUGCCGUCCCGAUCGAUGUCUCGUAAGAUCCGCCCGUCAGCGUCCUUGUCGCUGCGAUUCACACCACCAGCCACGCCAACAACCCCCGCCUCCUCCUGUGGCUUUGUCACGCCAACCACCCCAGCCACCCCAAUCACCCCGGCUUCUCCUUUCACUCCUGCAUCACCGGUCUCACCAACUACCCCUGUGGUAGCAGCAGUAGGGGGGGAUGAGGCGGCGGCUGCGGCUGCUUUGCCAGCUCAGCUGGACGCGCUCCUUCGUGCGCUGCUGCUGCAGAAGAUUGCUGCUGCUGCUGAUGCACAGCUCUUGCAACAGCAGCAGCAGCAGCAGCAGCAGCCGACCCUGCACAACGAGGGCACCACCUCAGCACAAGCCGACUCCCCCUCUCAACCGCAUGCCUCACCUGCCACUACCACAAUCCCACAAGCAGCAGCAGCAGCAGCAGCAGCAGCCACGGCCGCAGCAGCAGCCGAAACCGAGAGAUACAGCAUGGAUCAGCCAGCCGUGUCCCCUCUGGUCUCAGACUUAUGUCAAUCCUCAGACCCUCUAGCGCGUCUCAUGGAGAGCAUUCCAGGGGACGGGUACCAGUGGCGCAAGUACGGGCAGAAGACCGCCAAGGGUGCCAAGUUCCCCCGUGCUUAUUUCCGCUGCGCUCUGCCCGGUUGCCCUGCGAGGAAAACGGUGGAGCUGGCUGAAGACGCUGCUUCCACACGAGUGGUUUAUCGAGAGGAGCAUUCCCAUGCUGGCGCCAGUACCGUUGCUGCUGCUGGUGCUGGUGCUUCUCCUGGUGGUGCUGGGUCGUCUGCUGCUGCUUUGGAAGCUGCGGCUGCGGUGGUGCAUGGAGGGCCGGUGACUGGGAGCCUGGAUAGCCAUCUGAGCAGCAGCAGUGGGAGCAUAAGUGAAGAUAACAAGCAGCAGCAGCAACAGCAGCAGCAAGCGCAGGUGUUGCCUGGCCAAGGCUUACACACCACUUGGUCUUCUGCCCUUGCAGCAGCUGCUGCCACGCGGACAGUCAGAGGAGGCGAGGGAGGCCGAGGAAGGGGUGGGGGAGUGUGGGGAGGAGGCAUGUGUGGCAACAAGAGGCAGAGAGAAUCAGAGGAGAGUGGCGCCCCUUGCCCGACGGAAGAGGAUGGGGGGAAUGCAGUCCAGUAUGGAAGCACUCCAAGCAACCCUUGCAAGAGGCAGAAGCCCUGCUGGGACGACACCCGUGCCGUCUCCUCCUCUCUCUCCAUGCACAAGAGGGGUUAG